This is a messenger RNA of Acanthaster planci (crown-of-thorns starfish), 2864 nucleotides long. RefSeq names its product voltage-dependent calcium channel subunit alpha-2/delta-1-like. Gene Ontology annotation, molecular function: voltage-gated calcium channel activity. Lineage: Eukaryota; Metazoa; Echinodermata; Asteroidea; Valvatida; Acanthasteridae. Gene Ontology annotation, cellular component: voltage-gated calcium channel complex. The record is from RefSeq and is a predicted model, not a curated record.
AUGACUUUGUUGUAUGCUGCGUGUUUUUUCCUAUGUAAAAUGUUUGCCUUCGAUGCUGUCAGCUCGACAAACGUCUUGUUCUCUUUUAUAUUCAUUUUGUUAAUUUCGCAGAACUGCCGGGGCAAUCUCCCGAACUUUCUGGAUGAUGUAGAAACGGAAAUUAACAGUUUGGCAACGAAAACGCUGCGACUGUACAGGGGUCUGUGCAGCGUGUCGUCAACGGACUGCUCUUCCGCGUUUGACAAGAAUAGCUUUGCUUGCAGCACCAAUGAAAUCAAAGGGGCUGGAUCAUAUUGCUCGUCUAAUCAGGGUUCAGCUUACUACACGUCUGAACCUGGAUGUACUCAAUGUGAAAAUAGGCGUUUGAAUCGAGACCGCUCUUUAGUUCGGACUGCCAGCAGCAACUGUACUUGCCAAGAUAUUGUAAAUGCUGACGUAUGCUGGACAAAAGGUAUUGACGACGACUUAAAAACCACAAACCUUCCCGGGUUGCUGUGGCAACAGAUUGCUACAACACAUGGAUUUACUAGGCUGUAUCCAGGGUCAGCCCAGGAGGAGUGCCACAGCUACGACCCGCGGCUGCGCUCGUGGUUCGUCGCGGCCUCAGCCGGGCCAAAGGACGUGGUGAUUCUGAUCGACUCUAGUGCAUCGAUGAGUCUAGUACCCAGAAACAGGCAAGGGAGCAACUUGUCCCUCAUGCAGCUGGCCAAACGGGCCGUGGCCCAUGUGCUCCGAACACUUACAUUUGUCGAUUACAUAGCCGUGGCGAAGUUUUCAACUGAAUCAGAACAGGUUACCGUGAAUGAGGUGUACACGCUGAUCCAAGCGACACGGGAUAACGUCGGUGCUCUCAUUGAAGAAGUGAAUAAUAUUCAGCCGGAGGGCCACACCAACUUUGAGCAAGCUUUCCGGCUGGCUUUCCGCAUCUUUGAAAGGUCAGCCAGCGUUGGUCGCACCACAGGCUGCAACAAAGCCGUCUUGUUCAUGACGGACGGGUCCCCGACCCGUGGGGAAGACGACCCUGCAAAACUCGCAGAGAUUGUGGACGACCUGAACACGAGGUCAGACGGAACUAAGAUCGCCAGCAUCUUUACGUACUCUAUCAGCGAGGUGGCAGAGAAAGAAAUCUCCAAGCACAUCGCCUGCAGUGCCAACGGCGUGUGGUCAGAGGUGGAGACGGGCACGGCAGCGAGUCUUCAAGAGCAGCUCAGCCAGUACUACGAGUACUUUAGCACUUUACACAAGGGUCCCAGCGGCAUCAUCUGGACCGAGCCCUACCUGGACUCCUUCGGGGCAGACAUGGUCAUCACAGCUGCCAAGGCUGUGUACGACAGCUCCAACACAAGCCAGAGCAAGCUGGUGGCCGUGGUAGCCAUUGACAUAUCCUAUGCAUAUAUCCAGGAGUUGGACGACAGCAAAUCAAAUGUAAUGGCAGAGCUGCAGAGACGACAAGAGUUCUGCCCAAACAUCGCUGUGUACUCAGAGUGCGAACUGGAAGUCCUGAGACAGAAGGUGUACACCGAGGGGUCUGUCAGUUACGAGAGUCGUCCUGACAAGAUCUGUGGCAUUGAAAACACCUGCCCACUACCAGCUGACACCGCCUGUCCAAAUAGAACAUUUCAGUACGACCAAUGCACACAGCACAGCCAGGCCACUCAAGAUUACAAGGAAGCUGCUUGCUGUGGGACGUUUCUGCCUUGUCCAUCUUCUGUUCCUACCAAUUCUUUGUCACCUCUCCUCAGUGCCGCCCUGUCACUACUCGGGGUGAUCAUCGUUUGCUGUCUGUUAUGAUAAAGGCGUCCAGGGGUUGUUGCAUUAUAGCUUUUCAAAAUGAAAUAAACCUAAUUGAGUCUUUAACUUGACUACUUACGGAAGGGUUUUAUUAUCAGGUGGCAAUUUUGGGUACAAUCUAAUUGUGUGAAUUCCAGGAUGACUGUCACUGUCAAAUACAACCGAGCCAACCUUGCCUACAAGUACAGUUCUCCUAAGAUUGAAUGUUUAACUGUGCCGUAUGUCAACUGCCUUUCUUAACCGAGAAGUGUUUAAAAAUGACUGGAUCAAAUGUUUUUGGAAGUGGUAGUCCAUUUUUGUUUAAUGUGUUUUGACCCAGACAUACUGAAACACAUGUACACAGAACCAAUCCGGAACCAAGCUAAUCUAUCCAACUUUUAAUUUUGUCAUACUUUGUGUGAAAAAGUAAGAGCACAUUCUUCUCUGAUGAAGAACAGAGUAAACAGUUUGAAAUAUCAAGUUGAAACAGCUGGUUCCUCUGAGAACCAUGUAACUCAAAACAGAGGUUAACCUCCAUGAUGUUACCACAAACCUGCCACACUUUGUCCACAGUGCAAACCAAAACAACUGGUUCCUCUGAGAACCACGUAACUCAAAACAGAGGUUAACCUCUGUGAUGUUACCACAAACCUGCCACACUUUGUUCAUGUCCACAGUGCAAACCAAAACAACUGGUUCCUCUGAGAACCACGUAACUCGAAACAGAGGUUAUCCUCCGUGAUGUUACCACAAACCUGCCACACUUUGUUCAUGUCCACAGUGCAAACCAAAACAACUGGUUCCUCUGAGAACCACGUAACUCGAAACAGAGGUUAUCCUCCGUGAUGUUACCACAAACCUGCCACACUUUGUUCAUGUCCACCGUGCAAACCCACAAGUCUCGUUAAGAACACACUGUAUCAUAAGGAUAGUCUAGAUUUCUUCAGCCUUCAAGCGUUCUGAGCUUGUUUUGGAGUACAUGGACAACAAUAAUUCUCACUUUCCGGAACCCUCCAAUUUAAGCAAAAAACUUGCUCGUACUCUCGGGGUUAGAACUUUCUGUAAAAUGUAAGUUAUCAGGUUUUCCUUCUUGA